AUGGCAUCCAAGCGCAGUGUUGCGGCCGUGGGCCUGGCUGGCGUCGUGGCGGGAAGCGCCUUCAUUGCAGGAACCAGCAGCCAGCCGCGACGUGCUCUUCGUGCCAGCACCCAGACGCAGGCCAAGGAGGCCCGACCGGCUUCUAGCGCGCCCCUGACAGCGGCAUCCCUCGUCGCGGUGUCGGCGGGUGCAGUCUACGCGGCCAGCAGCAGCCGCAAGGUGGCCACAAAGGCAAACAUCACUGCGCUUAGAGCCUUUGAGUCUGAGCUCGGGGUCCAGGCUCCCGUCGGUUUCUGGGACCCGCUGGGUCUAGCCCGCGAUGGCGAUGUGGAG
Molecule: messenger RNA, 333 nt
Organism: Symbiodinium sp. CCMP2456
Lineage: Eukaryota; Dinophyceae; Suessiales; Symbiodiniaceae
Source: the annotation of a GenBank genome assembly